AUGAGUGAUACCAAUACAGCAACAACAACAGAUACAGAUACAGCUACAGCUACAGCUACAGCAACAACAGCUACAAUGACAACAAACACAACAACACCUCUGAACAAGUCAAGUUGCGAGAACUUGGGCGACAGGAUGAAGAUGUAUGAGACAUCGAUGAACACUUUGCACAUUGAGGGCAAUGUGCCAUUCGUCAUUAGACUCGAUGGCCAUGGAUUCAGCAAGUUCACACGCAAGUUUGUUAAGCCCUGGGACAUCCGUGUGCACAAUGCAAUGGUCGAGGCUGCCAAUGUGCUCAUGAAGGAGUUCAACCCAUCACUGAUCUAUUCAUUCAGUGAUGAGAUCACAAUGUGUUUCCCAGCACUCUCUGACGAGGAGUAUCAAGAGCGCAUCAAGGUCACCCAGGGCAAGACACUCGUGCCAUUCAGCGGCAAAGUUCAAAAGUUGAUCACUCUCUCUGCUGGUGCCGCGUCCACCUCUUUCUACAAGUCGCUGGCCGCACAACACUAUGAUACAGCCACUGAUGCUGAGCUCAUCCAACAUGUCACCACCAGUCUUCCACACUUUGAUGCCAGGAUCUUUGUGUUGCCAAGCAAUCAAGAGAUUCUUAACAACUUGAUUUGGAGAAGCGUAUUCGAUUGCAAGAGGAACUCUGUGUCUGGACUGGCGCAGGCUCACUUUCCUCACAAGAUGACUCAGGGCAAGGGUUCGGGUCAGAUGAAGGAGAUGCUUUUGACAAAGGGCAUCAACUAUGAUGAUGAGCCCGAUUGGUACAAGUAUGGAGUGUUCCUCAAGAGACAGUAUCAUACAUUCGAGUCGGUGUCUCCAGUGACCAAAGAGACUGUUCAAUCACAGAGGACCAGAUUCAGAAUGGAUUCAUUCAACAUCAAUUUACUGCCAACUGCAUUGGACUAUGUCACAAUCAAAACAUUGCCAGAGGACUUUACUCUUGUCACAAUCAAUCCAACAACA
Acytostelium subglobosum LB1 is the source of this 972-nucleotide messenger RNA. RefSeq lists its product as hypothetical. Lineage: Eukaryota; Evosea; Eumycetozoa; Acytosteliales; Acytosteliaceae. Gene Ontology annotation, biological process: tRNA modification. The record is from RefSeq and is a predicted model, not a curated record. The annotation marks the transcript as partial. The transcript has 2 exons. Gene Ontology annotation, molecular function: magnesium ion binding; tRNA guanylyltransferase activity.